Mollisia scopiformis is the source of this 900-nucleotide messenger RNA. RefSeq names its product RTA1-domain-containing protein. Bases 1 to 900 code for a protein of 299 amino acids. The transcript is spliced from 5 exons. Lineage: Eukaryota; Fungi; Ascomycota; Leotiomycetes; Helotiales; Mollisiaceae. Gene Ontology annotation, cellular component: plasma membrane; fungal-type vacuole. The record is from RefSeq and is a predicted model, not a curated record.
AUGCUCACCUUGCUUCCUCGAACGGUAGCAAACACCCAAAAUUUUACGAAGGAAACUUGUUCAGUGGGAGAAUCAGUAUACGGGUACUAUCCUUCACAACCUGUGAACGUCAUUCUAGUCGCCAUAUUUGCCAUAUCUUUCAUCGCAAACCUUUUCCAGGGAAUAAAAUCCAGAUCCUGGACCUUUACGAUUGCGCUCGGCGUAGGGACUUCAGCGGAAGCAGUCGGGUAUAUCGGUCGGCUCUUGCUGCGGAAUGACCCAUUCAAUAAGGCAUAUAUGGGGAUACAACUUGUCUGUCUUACAGUCGCUCCUGCAUUUAUAGCUGCUGGGAUCUACCUGACAUUGAAGUACCUUGUCAUUGUCCAUGGGGUCGGAUUUUCUCGCCUUCCACCAAAGUGGUAUACAAGGAUCUUCAUCUCCUGCGACAUUGUGUCAAUCAUAGUUCAAACAGCUGGAGCUGGGAUGGCAUCUGGCGGACCAUCUAUGAUCAAAACAGGAAACGAUGUAAUGAUGAUUGGCCUCGCCUUCCAAGUUGUUACGCUCGCUAUUUUCAGAGCAAUGGCAUUGCAUGUCUGGUCUCGUAUUUCAAAAUACAAAGGAGAGUUGUCUCAUUCAACUAAAGCCAUGCGCAACACGAAGCGAUUCAAAGGUCUCAUUGCCUUUAUCAUCGUUGUGUUCACAACCAUCUUGAUCCGAUGCAUCUACCGGGUUGCUGAGAUGGCUGGAGGCUGGGGCAACCGAAUUAUGCAGAACCAAGUCUCUUUCAUCGUCCUCGAUGGUGUCAUGUGUUUUAUUGCCGUUUUGGCUUUGAACGUAUUUCACCCCGGAUUUCUAUUCCAGGAAUCCCAUGGAACUGUUGAGGGGGGAGCGAGGGAUUCCACAGUCGUGCAGAAGGUUUAG